Messenger RNA from Xyrauchen texanus (razorback sucker), 4149 nucleotides. RefSeq lists its product as uncharacterized. The transcript is spliced from 16 exons. The record is from RefSeq and is a predicted model, not a curated record. The coding region runs from base 342 to 2840 and encodes 832 amino acids. NCBI's taxonomy places the organism in Eukaryota, Metazoa, Chordata, Actinopteri, Cypriniformes, Catostomidae.
UGCGCCAUAAGUAAUUUUUUGUGUUGUUGUUUUUGUACGCCGUAUAUUAAACUGAAAUCAUCUUGCGUUACUAAUGUGAAAUUAUUAAUGUAGAUUAUUAUAAAAAAAAUUAUAUGGUAAUGUCAAAUGUGAUGUGGCGAUAGUUGACGGCGCAGCAUUUUAAGUGUAUUUUCUGUGCGUAAAUCGCAUCCACACAUGAACAACAGAGUGAUUUACUUUGCAUUUCUUUUGCAUUCCAUUGAUUAUUCCCAACAUCUUAAAUGUGACAAGAAGAGUUCACGGAUAAAGAGGAGAAUGUCCAUUUGAAACCGCUGAGAUCUCCGUGAUAAGCUAUUGUAAAGAUGGAGUUUAUUAAAGAGGAAAGUGAAGACGUCAGUAUUACACAACCAUGCAGAAUAAAAAGUGAAGAAGCUGAGAGAAAAAGAGCUAUGGCGGAUGAAUAUCUGGACACACUGUUGAUGGACGGACAAGAUCUGGCAGAAGAGUUCGAGGCCCAGCAACCAAAGAAAAUCAAAAAGAGAAGAAGUCAAGCAACCGCUGUGUUUUGGAGAGAGAGAGAUGAAAAAGGCAAUAUUGUGGCACAAUUUAAGAGGAAGACAAAAAAUCCAAACCCCAGACCCACCUCCUCCUGUGGAUCAGAGGAUGAAUUCCCAUGUCAGGAGAUGUUGCAUGAAAGUAAAAGUGUGCCAGGACAUGAGCUGAUGAAAGUGAAAGAGGAAAGUCAAGAACUGAAUGAAGAGGAGAAACGCCAGAAACCUGAUGACGAACAGAAAAUGGAUUCGAUCAAAGUGAGCAUGAAAAACUGCAUAAACUGCAACAUGUCCUUUGGUGUUGCCACCAAGGUUUGCAGGGCAUGUGGGGUGGCACAGCCUAUGAAACAAAAGCUUCAAAACAAAAUUAAAAAAUAUGAUGCGACGUGGGCCAGUACUCAGCGAGAGAACCGGUCAAUAAGUAAAUUAUUUGAUGAAACAAAUCUGCUGCUUCACAAGUGGCAACAGGUUGGCAUGUACCCUCUGUUCUUGUUGGGUAGGAAAAGAGGGUCCAAGACUGUGGCAGAGUGCCUGUGUCCCAUCACUUUUAACCAUCCCCAGUGUAAGGAGGCACAGCACACUAUACGGCAGAUUUUUGUUGGGCUGAUAAAUGCGGCCCACUCACCGACCCUGUCACCAGUUGCCCAGCCACCAACUGCCCAGCCAUCAGUCACUGAGUCUUCGGUACAGCCACCAGUCACUCAGUCUUCGGUACAGCCACCAGUGACCCAGUAUUCUGCCCAGCAACCGGCUGCCCAGCCACAAGUCACUAAGUCUUUAGCCCAGCCACAACUGACCCAGUAUUCUGCCCAGCCACUGGCAGCCCAGUCACCCAUCGCUAAGCCUAUAGCCCAGAAACCAGUGACCCAGUCUUCUGUCAAGCUACCUGUCGCCCAUUCUUUGGCCCAACCACCAGUGACACAUUCUUCUGCCCAUUCACCCAUUGCCCAAUUUUUGGCUAAGCCACGUGUGACUCAGUCUUCUGCCCAGCCACCCGUUGCCAAGUUUUGGACUCAGCCACGAGUGACCCAGUCAUCUGCCCAGCGACCUGUUUUUAAGUCUUUGGCCCAGCCCCCAGUGAUCCAGUCUUCUGCCAAGCCACUUGUCGCCCAGUAUUCAGCUCAGCCACGAGUGACCAAGACUUCUGCCAUGCCACCUGUCGCCCAGUCUUUGGCCCAGCCACCAGUGACCCUGUCCUCUGCCCAGCCACCCAUUGUCCAGUUUUCGGCUCAGCCACGAGUGGCCCAGCCUUCUGCCCAGCCACUAGUCGCCCAGUCUCCGGCACAGCCAUCAGUGACCAAGUCUUCAGCCCAGCCACCAGUGGCCCAGUCUUCUGCCCAGCCACCAGUGUCCCAGUCUUCUGCCCAGCCACCAGUGGCCCAGUCUUCUGCCCAGCCACUAGUCGGCCAGUCUCUGGCACAGCCACCAGUGACCAUGUCUUCAGCCCAGCCGCCAGUGGCCCAGUCUUCUGCUCAGCCACUAGUCGCCCAGUCUACAACCCAGCCACCAGUGGACCAGUCUCUCUGCUCUACACUCCCCACUGUGACUCCCUACAAAGACCUAAUGGAAGUGAGAGAGGAAAAUCAAGAGCUGAAUGAAGAGGAGGAGAAACGUCAGUGUCGGAAACCUGAUGAUGAACAGAAAAUGGAUUCGAUCAAAGUGAGCAUGAAAAACUGCAUAAACUGCAACAUGUCCUUUGGUGUUGCUACCAAGGUUUGCAGGGCAUGUGGGGUGGCACAGCCUAUGAAACAAAAGCUUCAAAACAAAAUGAAAAAAUAUGAUGCGACGUGGGCCAGUACUCAGCGAGAGAAUGGGUCAAUAAGUAAAUUAUUUGAUGAAACAAAUCUCCUGCUUCACAAGUGGCAACAGGUUGGCAUGUACCCUCUCUUCUUGUUGGGUAGGAAAAGAGGGUCCAAGACUGUGGCAGAGUGCCUGUGUCCCAUCACAUUUGACCUCCCACAGUGUAAAGAGGCACUGAUUGUCAUACGGCGGAUUUUUGUUGGGCUGAUAAAUGCCGCCCAGUUACGAACCGCAGAGCUACCGGCUGUCCAGCAACCCGUCACCUCGUCUCUCUGCUCUACACUCCCCAAUCUGAUUAUAUCCAAAGAUGCACAACAGGAGGAAAGUGAAAAACUUGUUUCAUACAAAGAUUGCACGGUGCAUCCGGCAAUGGAUGUCUUUCCCUAUGAAGAAAUUCUAGAAAAAAGAAUAAGACAGGACGGUGAGUGUGAGGUGCUGAUUAGAUGGGCUCCUUGCCCUGGUUGCGGCCUAAAGUGGAGUGACUCAUGGGAGUUAGAGGACAACCUGUAACUUAUAACUAAGGCUACACAUACACACACUUACAGACACACUUAAAACUGUGAAUUUGUGUCUUUUUCAUUUCAUUGACUGUCAUAACAUAGUUUGUAACAAUAAACUCACUGUUGGGAACAAAGUAGGAGUUGUUUACAUGAUUGCAAGGUUUAAAGUAAGGACUGGAUUUUUUUGAACCAAUGAUUUGUUGGUUUUGGAACUUGAUGCAGAAAUUAUUUAUCAGUCUCUUUUGACAGGGAAAAUAUAUUUCCAGGGAAAUUACCAAUUUCAUAAUUUAUUUUGCUGUAUUUGCUUCGCAAUACAGGGAAUGAAUGAAGCAGAAAAUACACAUGAUAAAAGACACAUUCUUAUAAAUAGUCGUCCAUUUAAAAACCACAGAAAAAUAGACAUUUGAAUUAUCAAAAUAUAAAGUGUGUUAAAUAUUAAAAAGUUUGAUACCUAUUGGAAUGGUGUUACGUAAAUGACUUGUUCUUGAAAAUGACACAAUUACGAUUAACCUGUAUAAAUUCUGGACAAAGCCAAGUUACAAUCGCAUUAUCUAUGUCUGUAGUCGGAUUUCACAAAAAUUUUAAUCAGACUGACAGAUUUUAAGGAAUAGUAUACAGACUGAGAUGUCAAUGUUAGGUUCAAUUUGUCUGCAAAACAAUUGUGAAAUGUGCACAAAGUUAUGAGUAAUAGUCUAAUACUAUUAGAAUGAAUAUCUUCACAUUAUUCUACUUUUAGUUCAAGUGACCUAUUUCGUCUGGGUGUGUUUUUAGUUUUACUAUCGCUUUGUGUGAAGAACAGACCUAAAAUUAAGUUUUUAUUUAACGAUAACCUGAUGUCUGCUGUAACACAUCCCACACAUAUUCUGACACCAGAAUUAUAACACAGGUUUGACAUCAGCAGUGUAAAAUGCAUUUGGCUUUCACGUGUCUUGUGACCAAUUGUGACGAGCUCAAGUUUGGAUUUAUAUUUUGAAUGAGCAGUAUUUUAGAUGUCUUUAGAUGUCACUUCCUUCAUAGAGGGGAUGAUAUUCAGCGAAUAAAGCCUUCAGUUUCACUCUGUUGCUCACACAAAGCUAACACAUGUUUUGUAAUGCAAUUAUAGUGCUUUUGUAUACUUUCUUUUUUUAUAUAUAUAAAUUAUUGUGACUUUACUUUGAUCUUUUUGUUACAUUGCUUAGAAUUUGUUAGGUUUAGGCAUGGGGUGGGUGCUUAAAAAUAUCUACAAAAUAGUGUAUUGCAAAUCAAAUUUAUGUGACUAAAUUUACCUGUCUAUGUAACGUUUUAUGUUGUUGAUAAUUGGUUAGGUUUAAGAAUGAGGU